GGUGAACUUGAGAGUGGGGCACAGUUUGAUCAGACUUACGCCAAUUUUGAUGUGAUGCAGGCUGCGUUUCUAGCCUUCGUCAAAGACGCUCUCGCAUUUGAGUCGACACUGCCUCAAGACUCAGACGCUGAGGAGGCAGAAGAUUCAUCAUCAGACUCGCAUGAUGGUUCAGACGAGGAGUGGGCAACAACGAGUGGCAGUGAGCAUGGUGGUCGUGAUGUGGAAGAAGAGGACUUGGAUGAUCUCCUGCCAAACAGCGCCCAUCGAAUCAACACUGCGGGCAUGUACCGGAUGACUCCUCAGUCUGAGUCAUCCAUCGAAGACGAUUUUGGCGCCGCCAUAGCAUCAACUGAUGCAUCACUUCCAUGUGCGCAAAUCUUAGGUGACGCAUCAUCUGGUUCUCAGCUCCCGACUCCUCGCACUGAUGACGCAUCAUCUACACAAUAUCCUGAAGUCUUUAUCCCUCCGGCUCCUCGCGCUGAUGAUACACCAUGCAUCCAAUAUCCCCAAGUCUUUAUCCCUCCGGCUUGCAUCCAAUAUCCCCAAGUCUCUAUCCCUCCGGCUCCUCACGCCCAUGAUACAUCAUCUACUCAAUAUCCCGAAGUCGUUAUCCCUCCGGCUCCUCCCGCUGAUGAUGCAUCAUCUGCCCAAUAUUCGCAAGUCGUUAUCCCUCCGGCUCCUCCCACUGAUGAUGCAUCAUCUGCCCAAUAUUCUCAAGUCGUUAUCCCUCCGGCUCCUCCCACUGAUGAUGCAUCAUCUGCCCAAUAUUCUCAAGUCGUAAUCCCUCCGGCUCCUCGUGCCGAUGUUGAAAAUAUGGUAACACCCAAUGAAUCUGAUGGUGCCAGCGCGGCACCAACUUCAUCAGUCCAAGCUGGAUCUCAGCGUCAUCGUGGAAGGCGCACACAACAACGUUCACAACUGACCGUGCCCACUUCCUCGGCAGAUGAAAUCCAACCACUCCCAGAUGGGCAUCGCCGAGUGCGCAAACCCUUCAAUGCAAGAGAACGUGACAACGAUAUUGGCGGGCCAACGAAGCGCGCUCGGCAUACAUAAUCAGUAAAUAGUGUCUUAUCUACAUAUCUUGUUGCGAGCAUCCAUGUCAGUAUUAGUGAUUUAAUUGAAUGUUUCUUGUCGUACAAUGUUCCUGCAUCCAAACACUA
Molecule: messenger RNA, 1160 nt
Organism: Suillus fuscotomentosus
Lineage: Eukaryota; Fungi; Basidiomycota; Agaricomycetes; Boletales; Suillaceae
Exons: 4
Coding region: 55-1053 (332 amino acids)
Source: RefSeq, a predicted model, not a curated record